Messenger RNA from Adineta steineri, 1098 nucleotides. Lineage: Eukaryota; Metazoa; Rotifera; Eurotatoria; Adinetida; Adinetidae. The record is from the annotation of a GenBank genome assembly.
AUGGCUUGUUUAACUUCUGGUAACUGUCGUACAAUCACGUAUGCUAAAUCAACCGGUCUUUGUCAAUUAUUCGUUGAUAUCCCAAGUCAAUAUGGUAGUUUAGUAGCACAAACAGGUUAUGUAACUUUGACUGUCAUCGAUGCUCGAAGACUAUCACCUCCAUUGUUUCCUGUCCAUGGUGUUACGGUAGCAGGACACAGUGAUGGGACGUCCGGAAAUACAAAUAACGCUCUGACAAAUCCUUGGGGACUGGCAAUUACCACGAACAAUCUGCUUUACGUUAGUGAUUUAGGUAAUUAUAGAAUAAUGAAAAUGAAAAUAGGAAAUCUAACAGGAUCAGUUGCUGCUGGUACAACAGGAGUAUCAGGUAGCACUGCGACUACUUUCUCUUAUCAAACAGAAAUUGCUGUCGAUGCAGCUUCGAAUAUAUAUAUUGCUGAUACUAACAAUUGCAGAGUGAUGUUAUGGCGUAAUAACUCAUCAUCUGGCGUUGUUGUAGGAGGCAAUGGCACUUGUGGAAGUUCAGCCAUGCUGAUUGCUCAUUCAGUUGGGUUGGCUGUCGAUUCGCAAGGAAACAUUUAUGUCGCUGAGACUGAUAAUCAUCGAGUAACGAAAUGGGCAGUAAACGCAACUUCUGGUGUAGUCAUAGCCGGUAUAACAGGUGUGUCAGGUAGUGAUAGUCAACAUCUCUAUUCCCCAUAUGGAUUGUAUCUCGAUGAAAGCCAUUCUUAUCUGUAUAUUGCUGAUUAUUACAAUUAUCGAAUUCAACGAUAUCGUAUAGAUAUACCAUCCAAUGGUACCACAGUUGCAGGUGGAAACGGAUAUGGAUCUGCCAGUAAUCAGCUUAAUCAACCAUACGAUGUAUGUGUUUCGAAGAAAACAGGUGAUAUUUACAUUGCUGACAAAGCUAAUCAUCGAAUUCAACGUUGGAGUGUUGGAGCAACAAGUGCCAUCACUAUUGUAGGUACGACUGGAGUAAGCGGCACUAAUGCGACGCAGCUCAAUGGUCCUUCUAAUGUUAUCUUGGAUAUGAAUGAAACAUUCUUAUAUGUGAGUGAUAUAGACAAUCACAGAGUACAACAAUAUCAACUCCCAUAA